This is a messenger RNA of Musca vetustissima, 321 nucleotides long. RefSeq names its product endocuticle structural glycoprotein SgAbd-5-like. NCBI's taxonomy places the organism in Eukaryota, Metazoa, Arthropoda, Insecta, Diptera, Muscidae. Bases 1 to 321 code for a protein of 106 amino acids. The transcript has 2 exons. Gene Ontology annotation, cellular component: chitin-based extracellular matrix. The record is from RefSeq and is a predicted model, not a curated record. Gene Ontology annotation, molecular function: structural constituent of chitin-based larval cuticle.
AUGAAAUUCUUAAUUGCUUUAAUGUUCUGUUUGAUUGCUGUCGCCAUUGCUGCUCCCCAAGAGGCUGAACAUGAUGAACAUGAUGCCCAAAUUCUACGCCAGGAAGUCGAUAAUAAUGGUGUGGAUAAAUACAAUUUUGCCUAUGAUACCAGCAACGGUAUUUCCCGUCAGGAAACUGGUGAACUGAAAACCACCGAUGAUGGUUCGGUCAUUAUAAUGCAAGGCUCUACCAGCUGGACAGCUCCCGAUGGUAAAAAAUACGAAAUUUCCUUUGUGGCUGAUGAAUUUGGUUACCAUCCAACAUUCAAACAAAUUUCUUAA